AUGUCGACUAAAAGCAAGGAAGGUGAGUCGAAGCAAACUGAAAUACCAGAAGAUUUAGAAAAGACUACAGACAUACAGAACGAUUCUGAUACAAAUAGUUCAAUAAACCUUUUUGAUUACUUCGUUUCGAACGAUCGAGACCAAAUAAUCAAAAAAUGGGGUCAUUUGUAUCAGAAGGACAAAGACAAAGCCUUCUGCGAGCUGAUUUCGUUGAUUUUCCAGUUGGCGGGCCACAAAAUUGAAAUAACGCCAGCUCAUUUCGAAAGCAUCGCAGGUGAAGCCUUACUAGAGGAAUACAAUGAUGCAUCAGAGAACGCUCCAUCAUUCAAGCCACCAAUUACCUCAUUCUCAAAGAACAUCUCGAAGCUACUCCCAGAAUUCUGGAAUUUUAUAUCGAAGCAGAUCAUUUCUACGCAGGCAAUCUUCACAAAACAAGCCCUUAGCUACAGAAACUGGAUUACCAUACUCAGCGAGUCCCAUCCACGCUACAUCCGCACAAUUGCCGUUCAAUGUGCCUCAUCUCUCUUUCUCGCGCUUACAGAGUCCAUCAGUACCAAGUCAGAAGAGCUCUGCCGUCUCCAGAAGAAGUCAGACCAGUCAGAUAUCAUCAAGAGCAAAAUCGAGUCACUGACCAACGAAAACCGUUUCUAUCUUUCAUCUGCGAACAACCUCUACAACGCUAUUCUCGUCAAAUCUCUCCGAGAUGUCGAUCCACAAGUCCGAAUUGUUUCAUUAGAUUCCUUAGUUGACGGAGCUAUCCAAUGUCCUAACCCAUUCUCCGACGAGACACAUCUUUCACAACUCGCGAUCUGCGUCAGAGACAAAGUCACGAAAGACCGUCAAAACGCCCUCAAAUCCAUUUUAAGGUUAAUUGAAAACACACCAAGUGAAAACUGGAAACAUUUAUGUGAAAGGAUUGAAGAGAACCUUAUUGAUUUAUGUGACGACAAAGACAACAAAACAGUUGAAACAUCAUUGAUGAUUCUCAAGAAGAUGUCAGAAAACAACUGUUUGCACUCAUCAGACGAAGAACUUGAGAAUUGUUCAUUUCUUUUGGCUGAUGCAACUCCAAGUGUAAGAAUCGCUGCUCAAAAAUUUGUCGUGUCACGUUUCUUCGACCAAUCAAAAAGUGAUGAUGAACAACUUACACAUUUGAUUGACUUCACAAAGAGGUUUACAAAAGACGAACUUCAGUCAGUCAUCGGAGUUCUUUAUUCAGUUAUUGGUGUUCUUAAGAAGUUUGACGUUAUUUGUCAGAAAUUGUUGACAAUUGAUGAAGAACGAUCACAACGAUUAUCAAUGAUUCUUUUGUUUUCAGCACAGGCAGCAUCAGGUAAGAUCGAAAAUAUUCCAAUUGAAGAAAACACGGAAAUCUUGGAAAAUUUAAGUGUCACAUUUGUUUCUAAACUUUCACAACUUAUCUUAGCAUAUCAAUCAGAUCCUCAUACACAAAUCUAUUUGAUCCAAUGUGCAAGUCUUAUUGAUCUUGACUGUGUUUCAGAGUUCUCAGUUGACAGGAUGUUCCCAGAUUUGUUAACAAAUAUCAGAGAAAGUUUCAUUUCAAGUGAUGAUCCAAAUUUAUUCAACUGUGCAUCAUCCGUUUUGUACGAACUUUCAGUUGGUCAUCACCAGUUAAACCAGAUUGCACGGACCGAACUUGAUCGAUUAGCAGUUUGUUGUGGUGAAGUCAAUGGCAGCAAAAGUGUCAACAUCUCAAAAUUUUUGUCCGCCGCUAGAUUUGUCAACAUGUCAGAUAACGACAAAAUUCGUAAUGUUUUAUUUGACGGUGUCAAUGACGAAAACAGUGAUAUCUGUCAGAACUCUAUCGAAGCACUUGAUUUAUUCUUCCAAUGGGAUGUUUUGAAACUUAAAGAGAAACCAGAAUUAGUUGAUGAUUACAAAGAAAUGUAUUUAAAGAUAUUUGAAACAUUCUCAUUGAAACUUGAAUCUAAUGAUACAAAUAUCAAAUUGAAAUCGAUGAAAGCUAUUUCUAAUUUAUUUUGUUUACAGAACAUCAUCAAAAGUGAUUAUUGUCAUAUUGAAGAUAGUUUUAUCCGAAAUUAUUGUCGUGUUUGGCAUUCAUUGAAAUUCAGUCGAAACAAUGAUCUUUUCAAUCAUUUAGUUCGCCCAUUUUUAUGGGGUAUCUUUCCACGCAAAUAUUUGUCACAUUUCAUUAUUUACAUUGGUGAUGAAACAGUUCGUGACAGCUGCAGUCUGUGUUGUAACGAAUUGAAGAAAUCCGGAAUUCUUAAUGGAAGUGAAGUUCCUUUCUCCAUUAUUUACAUGAAAGAAAACAAUUAUCCAGAUACAAUGAUCCAAACCGGUGUCCGCUUUCUAUGCCGAAAGUUCAACAAAUUUGAUGUUCUUAACUACUUCAAAGAUCAUGAUGAAUCCGAUGAAUUCGACGAUGAAGUUCUUUAUUUCAUCCGAAGUCUUAGUCAAGACGAAGCAACAAAAUAUUUACCAUACUCAGGUAAAUUGCGAAAUCAAGUUGAAAAAGUCUCUAAAGGUCAAAAACCAACAAUCUUUAAGAAGAAAGUUCCUAAGAAAGAAACUGAUGAUCUUUAUCACGACGAACUUGUUGUUCUUGAACGUGAUUCAUGA
This is a messenger RNA of Trichomonas vaginalis G3, 2604 nucleotides long. Its product is annotated as SCC3-like chromosomal segregation protein A. The transcript has a single exon. Gene Ontology annotation, biological process: sister chromatid cohesion. NCBI's taxonomy places the organism in Eukaryota, Parabasalia, Trichomonadida, Trichomonadidae. Gene Ontology annotation, molecular function: chromatin binding. The record is from RefSeq and is a predicted model, not a curated record. Gene Ontology annotation, cellular component: chromatin; cohesin complex; nucleus. Bases 1 to 2604 code for a protein of 867 amino acids.